AUGCCGACUCCACGUACGGAAAGAUUUGUGGCGAGCCCAGUGCUCCUCUCCUCCCUGCAGCAGCAGCAGCAGCAGCUGCAGCAGCAGCAGCAGCUGCAGCAGCAGCAAGAGCUGCCGACGCAGCAGCAGAUACACCACCAGCACUUGCAGCAGCAGUCACGACAGCAGCAGCAGCAGCAGCAGCAGACGCCACAGGUUAGUGCAUCGUCAGCGAUGCAGCAGCUUCUCCAGCUAAGGCAGCAGCAGUUGCAGCAUGAACAGCCACAGCAACUGCAGCAGCAGCAGCAGCAGCAGCAGCAGCCACUGCAGCACCGCUUCCCGCGGGCGCCUAGGUCAUUAGGUUCCGUGGGCCCCCCAACGUUGCAGCGAGCAGCAACAGCAGCAGCAGCAGCAGCAGCAGCAGCACCUGCUGCUGCUGCCCCUUCGCAGGCAUUUGCGUCAGGUUUACGAAGCAACAGCAGCAGCAGCAGCAGCAGCAGCAGCAGCAGCAGCAGGGCGCCUUGGCCCACGCCCCCGAGGCCCGCAGCUAUUGAACCCCAGCCGGCAGAGCCUGCUUCUUCCCGCAGCAGAAGUGCAGCAGCAGCAACAGCAGCAAACCGAGGCAGCAGCAGCAGCAGCAUCAGCAGCAUGAGAUACAUUGGGCAGCAGCAGCAACGGAAGCAGCAGCAGCAGCAGCAGCAGCACGAAGCUGCUCCUAUCAGCUACGCCAGCAGCAGAAACCCCCUCUCCCGCAGCAGCAGCAACAGCAGCUUUGUCAGUGGCUCAGAGACCGAGGACGACGCCCCCAACAGGCCAGGCCAGCAGCAGAAACCCCCUCUCCCGCAGCAGCAGCAACAGCAGCUUUCACCUGCUACUGAUGCAGGAACUGAUGCAGCUACGGAGGAGGCGUGGAGCGACGCGCCGACAGAGCCAAGCGACCUAGAGGCAGAGGCUGCAACGCAGCUGCAGCAGCAGCAGCAGCAGCAGCAGCAGCAGCAUCUGCUGCAGCAGCAGCGGCGGCAGCAGCUGCCCCCCAUGCAGCCUACACCGCUGGCGCAAGCUCAGGCUAUGCUGAGGCGCCUGCGGAACCAGUGA
Eimeria mitis is the source of this 1074-nucleotide messenger RNA. RefSeq lists its product as uncharacterized. The record is from RefSeq and is a predicted model, not a curated record. The transcript is spliced from 3 exons. Bases 1 to 1074 code for a protein of 357 amino acids. NCBI's taxonomy places the organism in Eukaryota, Apicomplexa, Conoidasida, Eucoccidiorida, Eimeriidae.